Saccostrea echinata is the source of this 2070-nucleotide messenger RNA. RefSeq lists its product as uncharacterized. Lineage: Eukaryota; Metazoa; Mollusca; Bivalvia; Ostreida; Ostreidae. Bases 16 to 2028 code for a protein of 670 amino acids. Gene Ontology annotation, molecular function: RNA polymerase II cis-regulatory region sequence-specific DNA binding; protein dimerization activity; DNA-binding transcription factor activity, RNA polymerase II-specific. The record is from RefSeq and is a predicted model, not a curated record. The transcript has 14 exons. Gene Ontology annotation, biological process: cell differentiation; regulation of DNA-templated transcription; anatomical structure morphogenesis.
UGAAAUAACUGUGACAUGGUAUUUUUUGUUUCAUACUUUUGUCAGGAACCCAGUUUUAAAGAGGGAAAAUCAUUUUCAGCAAAUUACAUAUACGAGCCAAUGUUUCCCUAUCAAUCUCAAAGUGCGAGGACAAAUGAAGCCCCAUUUCACGACCAGUCCAGGGAUCAGAACCAAUCAAAACACUGGGCAACUGUUCAAUCCAAGGAUCCAAUCCAAAUAAAACAAUGGACUAUCAACCAGUGUAUAAGUCAUGUGGAGCUGUCAAAAGGAAAUUCUGUGAAAAAGUGUGUUGGUGAAGAAAACUGUGAAAUUUCAAACAGCAAAUCAGUUCCUAUACCUAGUGCCAUGUUGUCACCAGUAACAACACAGACAAAAACAAACAAACGGACAGGAGAGAAAACACCCAAAACCCUGUUAAAGAUGAUGGAACGACACAGAGAAAAUGAGAGAGUACGGCACCACACCCUGAAUGAAUCCAUGAAGAAGGUUUGUGAGCGUGUCCCAGGUUACUCAGCAGUCAUGAAAGAAACAAAGGUUGUGAUGAUGCAGAAAAUAAUUGCUUACAUUUGUUACCUGGAGAAUACAGUCCAUGAUCUGUGUGAGAAACUUGAUCUAAGAGUUAGUGAUCUUCUCAUGUCAACAGACUUCAUUACAGAACAACUGCGAUCCAAAAAAGCUUUGAAAAAGGACAAUGCUAUACUGAAACACAAGGCAAAGAGCAAGUCUGAAAGCAAAAAAAUUAAAGUGGAGCACAGAGGACUGAAGAUCUCCUCCCCAACCAUAGACUCUACAAGUGACCACAAACUGGUUGAGGAGGGCUAUGAUUCCUCCCAGAAGUCGGGGAUUGGAACCAGUGUAGGGAUUCAGACUUUCUCUUCUAUUAGGGACCACCACUGGCUAACAUCUCCCCUCAAAAACUUAAUUAACAUCUCUGGUUGUGAGGGGGCAGAAGAUGAUCCAGAUGAGGAGGGAUUCUAUAGCCAGUCUACCCAAGGUGUGUUGAGCCAGUUAAUAGACACCCCUUCUAAACUUAUCUUUCAGAAUGAUGAUAUUUUGCCUUCCUCUUCCUGCUUGGACAGUUUCCCAGAUGCUUUUGAUCUUAUGUCUAGCCCUGUGUGUAAGCGGUCAUCUCAACUCAAUAGUCCUAGAACCAGGGAAAGAAUUCUGAUGAAUCCCUCCUAUGGGAUUAAGAAUGAUGUUCAGGAUUAUCCUGAUGCUGCUGAAGCUUCCGAUGGGGAAAUGAGAACCAUAUCACCAGAGAGCGUCCUAAAGACCAAUCCUUGCAGGGAAGAUGUCUUCUUAUCCCAAGUGUCAGAGCCCAUCAGCCAACACAAUGUCUCAGCCAUAUCAGGGCACUCUGACAUUUCAGUUUUCCUGUCAAGUCCUGAGAAACCAAGCCCACCUUAUACCCCUGUAAAAAGUCCAUGGUGGCCAGGAAAGAACAAGCGAAAGCAGUACACUCCCAAGAGGUCACCAUUUAACAACAUCACCAACCUUAAGAUGUGUCCCUCAGAAGAAGAGGAGGAGGAGGAGGAAAACAUCCCAGAGCCCUCUACCAAGAAAUUUAAAUCAGAAUCCUGUGGGAAAUUUUUACGUCGCAGUCCAGUUGAUGAGGAUUUUGUAUCCUACGUACCAUAUAUAUGGAAGUUCCACAGUACGUCUAGAGCUCGCAGACAGAAGGCAACACAUAUUCCGGAAAAAUGCAGCAAGGACCUUGGAGAAAUCACAGAUGAAAACAAGAACACUGUUAGUAAACCAGAAAAAAUAGAUCACAGAAAAACAACCUGGAUGAAUGGAUUUAUGAUGUUCAGCAGAUAUAAUCGCAAGAAGUUUAUUGAAGCUAAUCCUGGUGUACACACCUCACACAUUAGUAAAAUCCUGGGACAUACCUGGAGGAAUAUGUCUGCUGAAGAACAGAAACCCUACAAGGAUGAGGCUAAACUGUAUGCAAAUGAAAUGAAGAAUGAUAAUCUGUUGUGUCCAGAGAGCAGCGAGGAAGCAUUUUCUAGUCCUGAAAAAUUGGAGUGAACUCAAGGUGUUAGAAACAAUGAUAUAGGAUACUAGUACUGU